ACGCCAACUUGUCACUUCCGGAAAGAAAAAAAGAAUGAAUUGGUAUAAUUUAAGAAUUUUCCCUGUUUUUCUUCUUUUCAUAAGCAAGGUUCUUACAGAAAUAGUUGAAUCAGAAACAGGAGAUGUGUUCAAAAUUGAAGGUCGGGUUGAAGUGGUUUCAACAACGGAAAAGGACUGGAUAGCAAAUACCCAAGUUGUGGUCGACGGAGGGGACUAUGUUGCUCAUUUGAGAGGUGACGGAAGUUUUGUGCUGAAUGGUCUCCCGUCAGGUACCUAUGUCGUAGAAGUUCUAAACCCUACAUAUCUCUUUGAAGCCACAAGAGUGGAUAUUACUUCCAAAGGAAAGAUGCGGGCAAGGAGAGUAAACUAUUUACAACCAUCUGUAGUCAAAACGAUGCAUUAUCCAUUGGAAUUUAGAGACAGAAGGAAGGCAAAUUAUUUCCAGAAGAGAGAGCAGUGGAAAAUAACAGAUUUUCUGAUGAAUCCAAUGGUAUUGACAAUGGUAUUACCGUUGGUGUUGAUAAUGAUUUUACCCAAAAUGAUGAAUGCUGCGGAUCCAGAAGCACAAAAGGAGAUGCAGUCUCAGAUGAAAGCUUUAAAUGAUAAGUCCAGUUUACCUGAUAUGUCGGAAAUGUUGGCUGGCUGGCUUGGGGGUGGGAGCUCAUCAAAAUCAGGUUCCAAACAGAAACAGAGAAGAUAGCAGUGCAAUAUUUUAUGUGUGUUUUUAAUGUGAAGUCCAUUCUGUGUAAUUGUGUUGUUUUUAUAUCAGUGUUCAAUUCCUUUUGAAUAAUAAGAGUGUGGUUUUGAUGGAGUUUUGGCUUGUGUUUGAAAAUUAGUUUUAGACCUUGAUAUAAUUGAUAUCAAGUCAAAUAGAAACAAAUAUUAUGAAUUCUAAUUCAGUGUUGUUUUAUGAACAUGAGAAAAAAAAGAUACAGGUCUAAUUUUUUUUAACAUUUAGACAUUUCAAUAAAAGAAUGUCCAUUCACCUUAAACAUUGUUUUCUGUAGGCUUUAAAAGUUAAGAUUUUGUUUCAUUUUUCAAUCUGUUGAUGAACUUGAUGUUACAUUUUAUAAAAUCUUUGAAUUAUUCCAAGUUUGAAUUAUAUUUUGAAUAUGAAAUUAUGAAGUUGAAGUUACUGCAAAAACAAAUUAUGUAAAGGAUGUUGGUUUAAACAUAUGUUAUUCAUCUAUAUACAGCUACAUGAAACAAAUAUUGUACACAACAAAAAUAAGUAGGAUUAAGCUGAAAGCAAAGGUUGUUGAAAAUGGAAAUAAAUGAUUUUGUAGCUUGGUCACACUGGCUCAGAAUUGUGUGGAGUCACUUUCAGUGCAAAAUUAAUUAAUUAGAUUUUUACCUGAUGUUAUAGAUAAAAUAGUCACGUUCUAAGAGUAAGCUAAGUUCAUGAAAUCUUAGCAAAUGGCUCAGUUGGCGGAUGGCAGUGCGAGCCAGUGUGUAGCCAAAGAAAUUGUUUCUGCAAAAUAAUAGAAUGAAAAUGAGUAAAGCUUUUUAAUAUUCACUUGCAUUUUUGUAUAUUAUGUCAUAUUGUGAUAUUUAAGCAGAGAGUCUUAUGUGAGAAUAUAUGCAUUUUUUGGAAGAUGAUAUUUACUUUGUCAAGCAAAUGCAGCAUGUAUGCAGACUCGGGUCAAAUUGUUUUGAGAUUGAUACAAGAUUCGCUAUAGCUUAUACAUCAAGCAAUUAACCUAGAGGAUCAUUGAGCAAGGUACCACUACAUUAAGAAGUUGUUUGGUUCAAACAAAGUGGGGUCAAAUGGCCUUUCAGAUGAUACCAGCAUGUAAUUCAAUUGUUGCUUUAAUAGUGACCAUUUUUCUGGCACUAAUUCUUUCCAAUUCUUUUGAUAUUUUUACUCACUUAUCAGAUGAUUGUAUAUAUUGUAAAAUGUAUUAUUAUUUUGUUUCCUUUGAAGUCAGAAGAACAUUUGAACAGUACUUGAUUAAGAUGAAAUUCAGUUCUAGGGUAAAGCUUUUAAAGUAUGUGCAAAGUUGUAAAUUGUAAUGUUUUUACUAUUUAGAUAAAUGAAGGAAUUUUUUAAUUACUUCAAUUUAUAAACUUAAUUGAAGUUAAAGAAGGUCUUUUUCUUGCUCAAUUUGCUAGUUUCCUGAUUUCAUUCGAUGGGAAGGUAGGGAAUAAGGUGAGUUCUUAAUAUUGAAUAAGAGUAGUUUCCCUUGCAUUGAUAGUCUGUAAGUUAUUUUUACAUCUGUUGAACAUGUUUUAAAUGUCACAGUGAAAAAAAAAAAGAAAAGAAAUUCAUAUAAUAAAAAAUAUUCCAAAAUUGUUA
Messenger RNA from Mercenaria mercenaria, 2296 nucleotides. RefSeq names its product ER membrane protein complex subunit 7-like. The transcript is spliced from 4 exons. NCBI's taxonomy places the organism in Eukaryota, Metazoa, Mollusca, Bivalvia, Venerida, Veneridae. The coding region runs from base 35 to 700 and encodes 221 amino acids. Gene Ontology annotation, cellular component: EMC complex. Gene Ontology annotation, molecular function: carbohydrate binding. The record is from RefSeq and is a predicted model, not a curated record.